AUGCAGUCACUGCAGGAGAAGGCGUCGGAGUGGAGUGGGGUGGAUCCAAAUGAUGCUUUUGCCAUUGAUCAAAUCAAUCUCUACCAGAAAUUGGGCCUUCAGACCUUCAUAAACCUCUCCACCAAUUUCUACAACAGAGUUUACGAUGAUGAGGAAGAAUGGUUUCGAUCAAUUUUUGCAAAUUCCAAAAAGGAAGAUGCCAUUCAAAAUCAAUAUGAAUUCUUUGUGCAACGAAUGGGCGGGCCUCCUCUGUACUCCCAAAGAAGAGGACACCCCGCAUUGAUUGGACGCCAUCGUCCAUUCCCUGUCACCCAUCAAGCUGCAGAGAGGUGGUUGCACCACAUGCAACAAGCACUGGACAACACUACAGAUAUCGACUCAGACUCCAAAAUCAAAAUGAUGAACUUUUUUAGGCACACUGCAUUCUUUCUGGUAGCGGGAAAUGAGUUGAAGAACCAAAAACAGAGCAUUGCAUGUAAGCAUGCAGCCAGCAAACCAGCUGCAGUGUAA
Molecule: messenger RNA, 510 nt
Organism: Fraxinus pennsylvanica
Lineage: Eukaryota; Viridiplantae; Streptophyta; Magnoliopsida; Lamiales; Oleaceae
Source: the annotation of a GenBank genome assembly